This is a messenger RNA of Exserohilum turcica Et28A, 420 nucleotides long. RefSeq lists its product as uncharacterized. The transcript is spliced from 3 exons. Gene Ontology annotation, molecular function: enzyme regulator activity. The record is from RefSeq and is a predicted model, not a curated record. NCBI's taxonomy places the organism in Eukaryota, Fungi, Ascomycota, Dothideomycetes, Pleosporales, Pleosporaceae. Gene Ontology annotation, biological process: mitochondrial electron transport, cytochrome c to oxygen. Bases 1 to 420 code for a protein of 139 amino acids. Gene Ontology annotation, cellular component: mitochondrial inner membrane.
AUGUUCGCCGCUCGCUCUGUCGCCCGCGCCGCCCCGCGCCAGGCCCUUGCCCGCGCCCCUGCCCGCGCCGGCCGCCGCAAUUACAGCUCCGAGAGCCCCAAGCAGUUUGCCGGUGCCGAGGACAACGAGUUCAACCGCGAGCGUGCCCACAUCCAGCAGCACGCCGGCGAGUCUGGCGAGUUCUGGCGCAAGCUUUCGCUCUACGUUGCCGUCCCCUGCAUCAUCGUCGCCAGCGUCAACGCCAAGGUGAGGUGGGAUGCCCACUGGGAGCACGUUGCCCACGAGGAGCACGAGCACCCCCGCUCUGAGAGGCCCGAGUACCCCUACCAGAACAUCCGCACCAAGAACUUCUGGUUCGGAGACGGUGACAAGACGCUCUUCUGGAACGACAAGGUCAACUACCACAAGAAGGAUGAGUAA